Molecule: messenger RNA, 898 nt
Organism: Schistosoma guineensis
Lineage: Eukaryota; Metazoa; Platyhelminthes; Trematoda; Strigeidida; Schistosomatidae
Source: the annotation of a GenBank genome assembly
UUGUACAAUAAUCGUGUGGUCGAUAAGUGAACUGUGUAUUCUGAUCAUAUGAAAAAAAAAUCGAAAGUGCAAAGAAUAAUUCCGCUGUACAAUAAUUACAUAAAUGUAGCAUCGCUAAAAUGGUUUAGAGAUUAAUUAAAAUGACGGUAUAUUCCUAUUUAGUUAUAUUAUUUAUUCUUCUUGAUAACUAUUGUUCCGCAUACGGAUAUGGUUAUUCAUAUCAUCGACGCAGACGUUUUGAUCCAGCUAUUGCUACAUUUACAAAAGAACCAGUUUUAGGUUCGGUGUGGUUUACACAACAUGGAGAUUUUAUGUACCUCAAUGGGAGUGUGGCAGUACUCCCACCCGAUGCAGUGUUGGGUGUACAUAUUCAUCGUUAUGGAGGACUUGGAAACAUGUGUCUUGAAGCUGGUCCUCAUUUCAAUCCAUUCCACCAACGUCAUGGUGGACGUCAUGGAUACCCUAGACACGCUGGAGACUUGGGAAACAUUAGAGUUGGACACAACAGUGUAAUGAUAUUUGAUCUCUAUGUUAGUUUGAAAGGUCUAGAACCAUAUGAUGGAUUUAUUGGUCGAUCACUUAUUAUACAUGCAAAUAUGGAUGAUCUUGGAAGAAAUGCAGAUGAAGGCAGUAGAACAACCGGUAAUUCUGGUCCCAGAUUAGCAUGUGCUACAAUAGGAUAUCGUGCACCAUGAAAUGAUUUUUGUUGAAUUUAUCACAUAAUAAAAACCGGAUGAUAAAUGAAUACUUAGAGUUUAUUUUACUUUUUAAUUGUACAAGAUAUACCCGGGCACAAAACCUUAUAUAUAUUUAAACAGAUUACUUAUCAUUUUAUGUAAGUAGACUAAAUGGAAACAUAUACAUAGCAAUAAAAAAAUCACCAUUAUAUAGUCCCGAA